Theobroma cacao (cacao) is the source of this 1670-nucleotide messenger RNA. RefSeq lists its product as uncharacterized. Lineage: Eukaryota; Viridiplantae; Streptophyta; Magnoliopsida; Malvales; Malvaceae. The record is from RefSeq and is a predicted model, not a curated record.
UCUUUACUCACAGAAGUCCUCUCCCCCAAAAAAUUAAGCUCCCCCCCUUUCCGCUCCCCUUCGUCACUUCUCUCCAUUUUCACUGAAAAAAAAAAAAAAACACAGAACAGAAGUGAGUGGAAGGAAACAUUUUCUUUUACGACAGUGUUUUUUUAUUUUCGACGAGAAUUAGAAAAGCCAUCGUCGUUAGUUUUUAAAAGUAACAAUGGUCGACGUGGACCGGAGAAUGGCCGGUCUAAACCCGGCCCACAUAGCAGGCCUACGCCGUCUCUCUGCUCGCGCUUCCGCUCCUUCAACUCCGGCUUCCCUUCCAGUUCGCAACGGUCUUCAGUCUUUCUCUUCUUUAGCAGAUAAAGUUAUAACCCAUUUAAGAAAUUCGGGUUUCCAAGUCCAACCUGGUUUAUGCGACGCCGAGUUCGCCCGAGCGGAAGCCGAGUUUGGCUUCGUUUUCCCACCCGACCUUCGAGCCAUAUUAUUAGCCGGGUUACCCGUAGGUCCGGGUUUUCCCGAUUGGCGAUCUGCUGGAGCCCGACUCCAUCUACGGGCUUCGCUUGAUCUUCCUAUCGCUGCAAUAUCCUUUCAGAUCGCGCGUAACACUUUAUGGUCCAAAUCGUGGGGUCCCAGACCCUCCGACCCGGAAAAAGCAUUACGGGUAGCCAGAAAUGCGCUUAAAAGAGCUCCCCUUUUGAUCCCCAUUUUCAAUCACUGCUAUAUUCCCUGUAACCCGUCUUUAGCGGGUAACCCCAUUUUCUUCAUCGACGAGACCCGGGUUUUCUGUUGCGGGUUUGAUAUAUCCGAUUUUUUUGAGAUGGAAUCUUUGUUCCGGUGCUCCGAAUCCGAUCCCGAAUUGUUGAAAAAGCAGAGAUCGGUUAGUGAGAAAUCAGCCGGGUCGUCCACUAAUUUCUCGAGGCGGAGUCUGGACGCGGGUUUGGUAACCGGGUCGAGAACCCCUAGAUGGGUCGAGUUCUGGAGCGACGCGGCUGUUGAUCGGCGCCGGAGAAACUCGUCGUCAUCAUCUUCGAAUUCGUCCCCAGAGAGGUAUUUCGAUAUGCCGAGAACCCAAAUCCCGAAAUGGGUCGACCAAUACAUCGAGCAAAUCGGGUCGGUUCUUAGAGAAGGCGGGUGGGGCGAGUCAGAUAUAUCGGAGAUCGUACACGUGUCAGCAUCUGGGUUCUUUGAAGGAGAGAUGGUUUUGUUGGAUAAUCAGGCGGUCCUCGAUGCGCUUCUUUUAAAAGCGGAUCGGUUCUCAGAUUUGCUCCGAAAAGCCGGGUGGAGCUCCGAAGAAGUUUCGGAUGCGCUAGGGUUUGAUUUUCGACCGGAGAAGGAAAAGAAACCUGCCAAGAAAUUGUCCGCUGAGCUCGUAGAAAAAAUUGGGAAACUUGCUGAAUCGGUUAGCCGGUCAUGACACAGCUUCAAGAUUUUUUUUCUUGUUUUUCUUUUAAACUUUAUUUUUAAUUUUCCUUUUUUUUUUAUGUGUUCAGGGGUCUCGGGGUUUGGAUUUUCCAUCUUUUGGGUUAAAAAAAAAAAGAAAAUAGUAAAAUAUAUGGGGUAACGCGUUGUACUAUGAAACGAAGCGCAAAAAAAAAAAGAGCUGAAAAAAAGAAGUUAAAAUCACAUUGUUGUUCAUAAUAUAUAAAUAAUUAAUGAGAAACAUAGUUUUUUUUUCGUUA